This is a messenger RNA of Lolium perenne, 2509 nucleotides long. RefSeq lists its product as uncharacterized. Gene Ontology annotation, molecular function: nucleic acid binding; zinc ion binding. NCBI's taxonomy places the organism in Eukaryota, Viridiplantae, Streptophyta, Magnoliopsida, Poales, Poaceae. The record is from RefSeq and is a predicted model, not a curated record.
AUGGAGCCGUUCUCUCCCCUGCGACCUUUCCCUUCCCCCGCUGUCGCCGGAGUGCGGUCGCCGGCGGGGAGCAGAGCUCUUACGGCUCGGAGGCUCUUCCGUUCACCAGUGUCUGGUCCGGUCCAUUCACGACCACCAGAGCGGCAGCGACCGAGAGAGUUGGUCACUGGACCUUCUCUCGUUGGAUGUGAGACAUCUGGUGCGAUCCUAGCCAUUAGCGCGGGAUCUGGAGGUCGUCUCCAUGGCAGGCGGGACCCAGCGCGUGGAGAGGAUGAGGAUAUUGAGGAAUUUUUUGGACAGCUGUGGGUAAUUCCUUCUCCACGAGUUCGGCGUCCUAGGGUUGUAGCCUCGCGCCGACGGGCUCUCCCUGUGUGGAUCCGGCGAGAUCUGGUCGCCACCCGCCGAUUCACGGCGGAGGAGUGUUUUCCAGCCAGUAGUUCUGAUCUGUUUAUCCAUCAGGCCAGGGAAUUCAGUUUCUCUGCUGAUUUCUGGAGCCAUACUCACGGCAGGGUCACCUACGCUGAGGUCGCGCGCCGUCAGAUGUAUGGAGGUGGAGCACGUCCGCAGGGGGGUGGAGGUCAGGGACGGGGCGGUGCCCAGCCCCGGCCUCAAGGUGGAGGCACGGCUACGUUUAAUCGGGGCGGAGGUCAGGUGAGGAGGUUUAAUCCUCGCCCUGACGGGAAUCAGGCCAGGCGAGGGGGCGCUCAGGGCGGUGGUGGUCGUCCUCAGGCUCCACCUCCGGCAGCACUUGGGGGUGGUGGUGGUCGUCCUCAGGCUCCACCUCCACCACCACCUCCACCUCGUCCUCCGCGCAUUCCAGGGGCUGCUCAAGCUGCUGCUACUGUGGGUGGUCAGCCAAUGGAGCUCCGCUAUAGAAACGUCGUCUGCUACAAUUGCGGUGAGCCAGGUCACUAUGUAGGAAAUUGUAUCAAGGAGAAGGUUUGCUUCAUGUGUGGAAUCCCUGGGCACCAUAUGAACAAUUGUGGUCUGCGGGGUAAACCAAUUCCGAUGGCGCAGUACGUGGGCAGUGCAAAUAGUGGCUUAGGUUUUUUCCAUGUCAAUGUGGUGGAAAAGCAAGCAUGUGAGUGGCUGAAUCUGAAGAAUUGUGGUCUGAUUGUGGUUACUCAUGGGGAGAUCUCUCUGAAGGAGUUAGAAGCAAAGAUGUGUGAGGCGUGGGAUGCCACCUGGCCUUGGCAAGUGCGUCAGUUAGAAGAUCGAAAGUUCCUGGUUCGUUUUCCUCCACACAAAAAAGUUAUGGAUCUGAUUGACAUUCCUUCCAUAAAUCUGAAAGAAGGGAAUGAUACUGAAAGGGUCACAGUGAAGAUUAUUGGAUGGGAAGGCGACAUUUCUGAUGUUGGUCAGCUUGCGGAAUGCUGGGUGCAGAUUCGGGGAAUUCCACCAAGAUGGGUGUCAUUGGAUGUGAUUGCUCAGAUCGCUAAGACCUUGGGCCUGCUUCUUGAUGUUGACUGGGGUAAAAUCUUCAAAUCCUUCUAUGAGGUGGUUCGAAUCCAGUUGGCUGUGAAGAGUGUUGAGAAGAUUCCUGAAGAAAGGAUCUAUGUGAUGAAAAAGAAAUUCUACUGGUUGGCUUUUGAGGUUGAACGAGAUGGAGCUGGUGGUGGUAAUAGCAAUAAUGAUGAUGACAAUAAUGAUAAAGGAAAUGCAGAUGGGGAUAUGGAUGGUGAGCAAGAAGGUUUCGAUGGACUUGAAGAUCUGAAUGAGAUGCAAGAUGACAAUACUCAUACUCCAGGGGCUCAGUUGGGAUCUAUGCCACCUUCUCAAGUCACAAAAUAUGGUGCCAAAACUUGCCCUGUGAUUCAUGUUGCUCAAUCCAAUAGUUUUCAGCCCUUGGUUGAUUUUGGUUUGUUGGAUGAGGAAGAGGUGGAUGAGGAAUUUGUUGUGGAUGAGAUGGAAGGAGUUACUGCUGCUAUUAAUGGAGUGACUUUGGAAGAAACAGAGCUUGGAGUCGAGAAGGGACAACAGGAGGAAAUUGAAAAAGCAUGCGAGAAUAAGGAUGAAGAUAUUGCAAAGGGUCAAAUGUCAGCAGCAGCUCAAUGUGAACAUGUGAAGGAAACCCUGGAGCCAACACCAGGGGAGGCAGAAAUGAUGAAGAAGAUCAAACAAAACAAAUGGGGCCCUGUUUUUCCUGUAAGGCAGAGUGACAGAAUUAUCAGAGAUGGGAAAAGCGCUCUGGACAAAGCCAAGGAGCUGUUGGAGAAAAAGAAUCUUGAGAAACCUGCAUUUGCCGAGUAUCUGGCGGAGGAUUGCACGUCUGCUCAGGAAAUGGAUGCCUCUGUGCAAGGAGCGAUGGCAGGAGAAGAUAGAAGAUUGGUGCGUGGAGCUGGAGAAGAAAGCGCUGGAACUUCCCCAAAUCGAAUGGCGAUGAAAAGGAGGAGGAUUGGCACGAAGGUGAUCGGUCCAGGAACCCCAGAGGCGUACGGUGAUGUCAAGCUGAGAGCCUGAUCCACAAAGAAAGCAAAAACUGCCCAGCGGCACUAGUGGAAAACAGGCC